Messenger RNA from Pangasianodon hypophthalmus (striped catfish), 2217 nucleotides. RefSeq names its product fibroblast growth factor 8a (gene fgf8a). Gene Ontology annotation, molecular function: type 2 fibroblast growth factor receptor binding; type 1 fibroblast growth factor receptor binding; growth factor activity. Gene Ontology annotation, cellular component: cytoplasm. The record is from RefSeq and is a predicted model, not a curated record. NCBI's taxonomy places the organism in Eukaryota, Metazoa, Chordata, Actinopteri, Siluriformes, Pangasiidae. The transcript has 5 exons. The coding region runs from base 777 to 1409 and encodes 210 amino acids. Gene Ontology annotation, biological process: regulation of cell migration; heart morphogenesis; embryonic heart tube development.
UUUAACCGCGGCUGUAAAGCGCGAACGGGGUUGACAUUGGAGCCUGCAUGGGAAUGGGAGAAGAGGAGGGGAUAAGAGAGGCUGCUCAGUACAGCAGCACCGUGUCCUGAAGAGACAUCAUCAUCAUCAUCAUCAUUCUCAUCAUCCUCAUCCUCAGCAGCAGCAGUAGUGCGGGAUGCGUCGUCCUGAUUCCACACACUGACACCCAAACGGAGUUGUGUCCACAGCAGGGACAUCCGACUGGGACAAAACGUCAACGGAGUCCUCGCUGGAAAUACACGCAGCCACCAUUAUUUUGCUGUCAUUUUUUUUAAAUGGACACCAUGACUCAACUCGCUCUUAUUUCAGUUAGUUUUACUUGAAAGAUAUCAUUAUAGAUGCGUUUUGUGGUGUAACUUGGGAAGCUCAUACUGCACGAACUCGUGUUUUUUUUUUUUUUUUUUUUUUUUUUUUUGCAUUAAGUGCACUUAAGCCUUUCUUACUGAGCAGAAAAUUGACCGCUGUCGGUUUGGGCUCGUCUCAAACCUACUUUUCAGCCUGCGCUGGUUGUCGUGUGCUGAGGCGUCCUUCAUAUUUCGGAUUUUCCUCUCUGCUCCUGGGCAGAUUGUACAGGCUACUGAUCGCAUCCUCGUCCUGUGAGCCAUCCUUUGGAUGUCCAAGAAGAUCACCCUUUUCAGGGAGAGGACCUUGUCCAUUUCCACUGGGAGACCCUGAGCUGUUAUCUCUUCAAAUCAGACGCUAAUUUGGUCUACUAACUUUUAUCUACGAGGUCAACAAUGAGAUUAAUUCCGUCACGAUUAAGUUAUCUGUUCCUUCACCUCUUUGCAUUUUGCUACUAUGCUCAGGUAACCAUUCAGUCCCCGCCUAAUUUUACACAGCAUGUGAAUGAGCAGAGUAGGGUGACGGACCGGGUCAGCCGCAGACUCAUCCGGACCUACCAGCUUUACAGCAGAACCAGUGGCAAGCAUGUACAGGUCCUGGCCAACAAAAAAAUCAACGCCAUGGCCGAGGACGGAGACGUGCACGCAAAACUCAUUGUGGAGACAGACACGUUCGGCAGUCGAGUUCGAAUUAAAGGAGCUGAGACAGGAUUCUACAUCUGCAUGAAUAGGAGAGGAAAGUUGAUUGGCAAGAGGAACGGUCAGGGGAAAGACUGCAUUUUCACAGAGAUAGUGCUGGAGAAUAACUACACGGCUCUCCAGAAUGUAAAGUAUGAAGGCUGGUACAUGGCAUUUACACGCAAAGGAAGACCUCGCAAGGGCUCCAAAACCAGGCAACACCAGCGGGAAGUCCAUUUCAUGAAGCGAAUGCCCAAAGGACACCACAUUGCGGAGCACAGACCGUUUGAUUUCAUCAACUACCCUUUCAACAGACGGACUAAACGCACCCGUUACUCAGGAGAGCGCUGAAGAGUAAUGCAGGAGAAAAGAGGGGGACAGUGAGUGAGAGUGAGAAAAUACCAUCUCAGAUAAUGAACAGAAUCCUCUUGUGGACUCCUAAAAUGAUUUUUGUACUGAGCAUUAAUAUACCUAACAUAUAGUUUUUUAAAUAAUUUUCUAGAAAAGAAAAACACACUCUGGAAAAAAUACAUGGAAAAAGUUCUAUUUUUGUACUCCAGACUUUUAGUACUGACUUGUGUAAAAGUGUUAGGAAAGUGAAGCACAUGGCUUGAGAUACAUGUGAGACAUCAGAACUGACAUUUUAGUAGUGUGUGGACUUCACCGUCUCAUUGUUUCAUUUUGUUUUGUCAGUUUUAGAGUAAUUUAUACUCUUCAUAUUGCUGCUCAUGGGGACUUGGAGGGCCUGAGAGAAUGCACUGACAAAAAAAAAAUGCUGUAUUGAGUUACAUGUACAGCCAAGGCACCUCUCGACCACCCAGUGAUAAGACACCCAGCUCAUCUGAGUAACCUCUGUGGCUCUUGGUUCUGGAUUGUCCUUGAGAUAAACAGUUAAAGCAAACACAGCUUUAAAUACAUAUAUAAUUGUGGCAGCUACAUUUUGAUAAUCAACACAUUUCCUACCAUGGUUUAACUGUUGAGGUGUUCAAGGUGUAUAAAUGCAUUGUAUGAAACGUAGGAAAGAUGUUGUUCUUUGUGGCAUUGUGUCUGUCUGUUUUUAUACAUAUAUAAAUCUAUUUUUAUUUGAGGAUGUGUAAAAUAAUUUUAAUGAUGGAAAUAUUUAUUUAAAAAUGUGUAAUAAAUUUACAUUAGGAUACCA